Cydia amplana is the source of this 1561-nucleotide messenger RNA. RefSeq names its product lysophospholipid acyltransferase 7-like (gene frj). Gene Ontology annotation, cellular component: mitochondria-associated endoplasmic reticulum membrane contact site; membrane. Bases 45 to 1514 code for a protein of 489 amino acids. The record is from RefSeq and is a predicted model, not a curated record. Gene Ontology annotation, molecular function: lysophospholipid acyltransferase activity. Gene Ontology annotation, biological process: phosphatidylinositol biosynthetic process; lipid modification. Lineage: Eukaryota; Metazoa; Arthropoda; Insecta; Lepidoptera; Tortricidae. The transcript has 7 exons.
UAUUUAGGAACAUUUUUUAUUGCUAACAUAUAAUUAGCCUCGAAAUGUGGGCCUUUUUGGCAAAGAACAAAAAUGAUAUUAUUUACUUAUCGCUUUUAUUGUUCAGUGUUGCAAUAGGACCGUAUUAUCGGUCUAUUAAUUCAGUAAAUGCAAAAAAGUGGGCUGGAACUGGUCUUGGAUUACUUCUCAUUGUUAUUGUAUCGGGAUAUAAUGCUGUACAUCCUAUUUUGUCAGCUCUUCUCGGCAUUUUAGCUAUUAAACUGGCGACCGUGAAAUAUUGUCAUGUGGUCACAUUCUUCCUCAUGUUUGGCUACCUGUUUUGCUUUAGACUAUCCGAUAAAUUUGGUCUCCCACUACCGUCAGGACAAACCAAUCUCAUUGAGAUGAUAAUUGUCCUUCGAGUUGUGGGAGUAGCAUUUGAAAUCAAUGGAUCUUGGUUAGCGGUGGGAAAGGCUAACAAAAAGAAGGAAGAAAAUAAAAGUGAAGUAAAGGAGACGGACAAGGAUGAUGAAUUUUUGGAAAUAAUUAACCCUAACCUUGAAGACUUAUUUCAUUAUUCAUUUACCUAUGUUGGCUUGCUUACAGGUCCUUACUACAGAUACAGGACUUUUGAUGACUAUUUCCACUUGCCCUACAGCAAGUAUGCAGACUGCCUGGGCGCCACAAUCAACACACUGAAGAUGGUGCCUUUGUACAUAUCCUUGUAUCUUGCAUUGUCCAACAUCUGGCCAUUAGAGUAUGUCCUGACUGAAGAGCACAACAACCGAAACUUCAUCUACCGAAUGAUGUAUCCAUGGGUGCUGUUUGCCGCGUUCCGCCAACGCAUUUACUCCGGCAUGACACUGGCUGAGAGUGUGUGCACGUCGGCUGGCGUCGGCGCGUAUCCUGUGCAAGGCAGGAAUAGGACCGGACAUGGACCUACUGUUGGAUAUUUGAAGCUCAAACAAAUGACCGAGGAAGAGGCAAAAAAAGCUCAAUAUGAUUUCAAAACAAUGGAGUCCAUGGAUGUAUGGGGCUGUGAGACCGUGGAGACACUGCGCGACUCCAUGAAGGUCUGGAACAAGGCUGUGCAGUACUGGGUCGCUAUGGUUGUCUACAAGAGGUUCCCUGUUAAACCGCUCAAGAUUCAUGCAGCGCUGUUUGUGUCUGUGAUAUGGCAUGGAUUCCAUGCUGGGUAUUUCUUCUGCAUUUAUGCUUGUCCAUUCUAUUUGAUGGCCGAAGACAUUUACUACAAGCUUUACUACAAGGAAGCCACUGGAAUGAAAAAGAGGAUAAUUGGAUUUGUGAUGUGGUUCUUAAGGUCCCACUCAGAGUCAUAUCAAGCGGCCGCCUUCCUUUUGCUCACUUUCGAUCGAAUCUGGAUAUACUAUUCGUCCGUGUACCACUACUGGUAUGGAGUGUGGCUCGCGUUCCUUUUACUGGGUAUUGUGUUGAGUAAAACACAAAAGCGUAAGCCCAGGAAACUACAAGAGAAAUUAGACAAUAAGUCGGAAGAAAAAGUAAAGGAAAAUUGAUGAAAAGUGAUUAAUAUUUCAUAGAGAUUUAGAGAAAUUAUUAUUUU